Messenger RNA from Triticum turgidum subsp. durum (durum wheat), 1260 nucleotides. NCBI's taxonomy places the organism in Eukaryota, Viridiplantae, Streptophyta, Magnoliopsida, Poales, Poaceae. The record is from the annotation of a GenBank genome assembly.
AUGGCGAGAGUGGAGCUGCAAGUGGAGCCAUGGCAAGAACACGUGGUCCAAGUGAUGGUGCUGCUGAGCUUCACGACGCAGCUAGUGCUUCUCGUGCUGGCGGAGUUCCGCCGGCGCAUGGACUCCGGUGUGCUGAGGGCCGUGAUAUGGUCGGCCUACAUGAUGGCCGACUCGACCGCGACUUACACCCUCGGACACCUCUCCUUGACGAGCAGGUCAGCCGACCACCAGCUGAUGGCGUUUUGGGCGCCCUUCCUGCUGCUGCACCUCGGCGGGGAGGACAACAUCACUGCCUACGCCAUCGAGGACAACCGGCUGUGGCUGCGGCAUCUGCAGGCUCUCGCCGUGCAGGUCGCUGCCGCUGCCUACGUCCUAUACGAGUCCACUGUCGUCGGCACCCAGGCCCUGCUCCGGAGUGCUGCUGUCCUUGUGUUCGUGCUGGGGGUUGUCAAGUAUGGGGAGAGGGUGUGGGCGCUCAAGCGUGCCGACAUUAGCUCGUCGGGCAGCAAAUACCGGUUCUACCAGGACCUGACCGAUACUCAGAUUGGACCUCCUACAGACCAGCGAGACGACACGGAGGACCUGCUGCGGAUAGCCCACCUUCUUUUGGAUGUUCCAAAGGAAAUGUUUGAAGGGCCGUUGCCCGUCGUAGUGGUACCCGCACACCUAUGCGGUGAUGUCCACGCCAAGACGACCAUCUACACGGAUGAGCUGUACAAGGUGGUGGAGAUGCAGCUCAGCCUGAUGCACGACGUCGUGUACAGCAAGGCCGUGGUGAUCCACACAUGGUAUGGCAUCUGUAUCCGCAUCAUUUCUCCGGUGUUCACCGCCGUCGCGUUCGAGCUAUUCCACAAGUCGGGUGCGGGUGACCACCACCAUAGCAGAGCUGACGUUGUCAUCACUUAUAUUCUGCUAAGUGGGGCGGUUAUGCUGGAGUUGGUUUCGGUGCUAAGGGCCAUGUUCUCGAGAUGGCCAAGCCUGGUACUAUGGAAACUGGCCUACAAUGCCGCCGGAAAAGAAAGGCGCGUGUGGGGUUUGCUUGCCCGUGCAAUCGCGUCUAUCCGCCGGUUCAUCCUUCCAUUGAGGUACACGUCGAGAUGGUGGUGGUCGGACUCUAUGGGGCAGCACAACAUUUUUGAAUUGUGCGUUCGCAGCAGGGCCAGCCAAGGAAGCAGGAUCGCGGGCAGGAUGGGGGUCGAGGCCGGACUGGUGGAACACGAUGGUCUACUCAUGGUCCAUCCCUGUAUCCACAACUAUUAA